CCGAAGGCUGUGCUUGCAAAUCACCAUCGGUCUUCUACUGCGGUGGAUUGCUUGCCCGCAGGGCUGUGUUCUAUUCGAUAGCCAUCAGUUACGGUUUAGCUCUUCUUUGAGCCAUAGACUUCACAAAUUUUUCUAAGAGAAUACGCGCGGGUUUCCGAAUUUUAUUUUUGUUUUUGUUUUUGUUUUGUUUUUGUGUUUUUGUGUUUUUUUUUUUCUUCUUGGAAGUGUAUCUCAGAAGUUGGGAUAAGGUGGAGCGCCUGCUCAUGAGGAAAUAGUUUCAAGUCGAUAGGCGUAACUGAGGUGUGGGGGAGUAUGGCAAUGGCUUCUGUAAUGGGGCUCGUCUCCACAAGUGCGGCUAACAGAGUAAUUUGCGGGAGCUCUGUAGCGCGUAGUUCGUUUCAUGGCGCUCGGUUGCGGAGUUUGGAUAGUGGGAACAAAUUCCAGGUGGGACCGUGGAGAGCCAGACAUGCAUUCAGCUGCAGGGCAGCUCUCGCGGUUGACAGAGAGGGGAGCUCGGAAGGUGACUGGAGGUUUGAUCCUCUGGGCCUCGAAGAUGAUUCGCAAUCAUUUUCUUGGAAUGCUAUUCAAUCUGCGUUCAUGAUGUCGAGGUCGGGGUCUGGCAGUUCGUCCAAAGGCGCAGCAGCGGCCAUGGAGGAUAAAAGUGUGGAUUUCGGCGAUUUUUUUAAGGGAAAAUUGCCCGAGAAGUUUUUGAUUCUAUUGGGAUGGUUAAUUUUAUCAAGAAUUGGGACUUAUAUUCCUUUAUGGGGAGUGGACCGCUCUGCCUUUCAAGGGAGCAUAGACACCAACAGUCUUUUGGGAACAUUGAACACAUUUUCUGGAGGCAGUAUUGGCCGACUUGGUCUGGCAUCGUUAGGCAUUGUACCAUUUAUCAAUGCCCAGAUUGUGGUGCAGCUCCUGGGAACCGUGUUCCCUAAACUGCAGGAUCUUCAGAAAAAGGAGGGAGAGGCUGGGCGCAAGAAGGUGCUUCGGUGGACAAAGUGGGCUUCAGUAGGAUUUGGUGUUAUCCAGGCAGUAGGACAAGUUACGUACAUUCGACCUUAUGUGAUGGACUUCUCCGUUGAAUGGGCGAUAUCAGCAGUGGCAGCUCUUACGCUAGGAGCGGUGAUAACUAUGUCUAUCGGGGAAAAAAUCUCCGAUUUGAAGCUUGGCAACGGCACAUCGCUGCUCAUUUUCACCAACAUUGUCUCUUACCUGCCUUCGUCAAUUGGUCAGACUGUAGCCCAAGCUAUAAACGAUGGCAACUAUCCCGGAUUGGCAGGCAGCAUUGGAGCAUUUCUUCUACUUGUGCUGGGCAUCGUGUAUGUGCAGGAAGCGGAGAGGAAAAUCCCCAUUAACUACGCCUCACGGUUUAAAGCUAGCAGCAAGGGUUUAGGAAAAUCUGCAUAUCUUCCAUUCAAGGUUAACAGCUCUGGCGUGAUGCCGAUUAUCUUUUCCUCUUCGUUGCUCGCCCUCCCUGCCUCUGCAGCACGGUUCACUGGGCUUUCGUUUUUGAAAGAUGCGGCCGUGGCGUUUUAUCCUAAUGGCUCCUUGUAUCUACCUGCGAACGUUCUUUUGAUUGCAUUUUUCAAUUAUUUUUACACAUUCUUGCAACUCGAUCCUAAGGAUGUAAGUGAACAAUUAAAGCGUCAAGGUGCCUCCAUUCCCUCGGUUCGGCCUGGAAAAGCGACCGCUGCCUUCAUUGAAACUACGUUGGGGCGCAUAUCUGUGCUUGGAUCAGCUUUCCUUGGUAUCAUGGCCUUGGCUCCAUUUCUUGUUGAAGGUGUUACACAUUUGACCACUUUCCGCGGCUUUGCAGGCACCUCUGUUCUCAUUCUUGUAGGUUCUGCCACUGAUACAGCCCGAAAAGUCCAAGCCGAGCUUGUGUCGCAGAAGUACAAGACGAUUGAAUUUUACGAUGUGGAUAACCUGAACGGACCCAAGUAGUGGGAAUGGGUCCGUCAUCCGUUUACAUUUUGUAGCCGAGUCCAGAACUAAAGAAGGCCUUAUUGAGGUUAUUUCUUCUAGAUUGAUUGAGUUCUCCAUCAGCAAAGCUGAUAAUGGACCAAUCCUUAAGUGUGGAACAGGUUACUGAAGGGUAUGUGUGAGCUUUUAGCUUUUAGAUAUGCCGUUGUGUAGAACUAUGCGGAAUAAAGAUGAUUCUUGCUUUGUACACUAAAA
Molecule: messenger RNA, 2178 nt
Organism: Physcomitrium patens
Lineage: Eukaryota; Viridiplantae; Streptophyta; Bryopsida; Funariales; Funariaceae
Product: preprotein translocase subunit SECY, chloroplastic
Biological process (GO): protein transport
Cellular component (GO): membrane
Source: RefSeq, a predicted model, not a curated record